Molecule: messenger RNA, 6156 nt
Organism: Biomphalaria glabrata
Lineage: Eukaryota; Metazoa; Mollusca; Gastropoda; Planorbidae
Product: leucine-rich repeats and immunoglobulin-like domains protein 2
Exons: 23
Coding region: 220-4233 (1337 amino acids)
Cellular component (GO): plasma membrane
Molecular function (GO): protein binding
Source: RefSeq, a predicted model, not a curated record
AAUCACAGUCGAUUGCUUUUAGUUGGAGGAAUGCAUUCGGGACACAAACGUGGGAGGCGAAGCUCACGUUACUCAGUGUUUUGAAACUUCAAUUUUGACAGGUUGUGAAUGUUCCUACUACUGCUGUGAUAUGGAGUUAUAUGUGCAUUCUUGAAAAUUGGAUUACUGUGAAAACCAUGCAUCAGAAACGGUUUAUACAUGCUCUAACUUCUGUUAUUAAUGGUUUAUCGCAUUCCGUGUAACACUAAUCGAGUUCAAUGUCGGGCCAAUAUGGCCGCCGUGUUGCUCUAUGUCUGUUCUGCUUUCGUUGUUUGGGUGUGUUGUUUUCAGCACCCCGUUCAAGCACAAGCAGCAGACAGUGUACGGUGUCCUUCUUCAUGCAAUUGUCUUGGAAAUAAUGUGGAUUGCAGUAAUUUAGGAUUAUACGACAUACCUAAAAAUAUACCGAAAUGGGUUACACGGCUGGAUCUACAGAGGAACAGUAUAAGUGAGAUAAGACCUGAGGAUUUCAAAGGAUUAAUUAAUCUGCAAUAUCUGGAUUUGAGCAACAAUGGUCUGAAGAUUCUGAAUGGGUCUGACUUUAGCGAUCUAAUCAGCUUACAAACUUUGAAAUUAGAUUCUAACGAACUGACCGAAAUGCCUGUAUUUUCAAGCCAGUCUAACCUGACCAAUCUUUCUAUCACCAGCAACCACAUUGUGAGCAUCUCUUUAGCUGCACUGGUGCACAUGCCUAAUCUCCAUACUCUAGACCUGAGUCGCAAUAACAUACUGAGUGUCAGCAAUGGCAGUUUCCCAGCUAAAUGUCAACUUGUCCAUUUAAAUUUAAACAACAACCACAUCUCAGCCUUAGAGAAAGGCAGCAUGAGUAACUUGACAUCCCUGGAGACACUGAAGAUGAACAAGAACAAGCUGGUGGAGAUAAUGACUUCAGCCUUCCAUGACAUGCACAAACUGAAAGUUCUAGAGCUAAUGAGGAACAAACUUCAAGUGAUUAAAGGUUUAACUUUUCAAGGUGCCAAGAAACUGGAAAUUUUGAGGUUGAAAAAGAACAACAUUUCUCAGCUGAAAGAUGGUGCUUUUUAUGACCUGCACAAUUUGAGAGAACUGCAUUUGGAUAACAACAGUCUAGUAAAUGUGACAAAAGCUUGGCUCUUUGGAUUGAAGAAAUUAGAGACACUGUCAUUACCACACAACAAAAUCUCCCACAUUGACUCAGAUGCCUGGGAACAGUGCAAGAAUCUUGUCAAACUUUCCAUGAUGGACAACAGAUUGACAGCCAUCACAGAGUCCACAUUUGCACAGCUAGCUUCUUUACAACUCCUGCAACUUGACCAAAAUCAGAUCUCUCGGAUAGAUGAUGGCGCUUUCAAGCACCUGACCAGUCUCACCACUCUAGAGCUGAAUUCCAAUGAGAUAUCAUGGAGUAUGGAAGAUGUGUCUGGGCUCUUUCGUGGACUCAACAGUUUAACCAAGUUGUCUCUCAAAUUUAAUUCCAUUCGUUCUAUAGCAGUCUAUGCUUUCUCAGGCCUACCAAAGUUAAGGAACCUUUACCUGGAAGAGAAUGACAUCACAUCUAUCCAAGAGAAUGCUUUUGAGACACUCAGGGAUUUAAGAGAUUUACGUUUUAACUCUACCAAAUUGUACUGUGAUUGUCACCUGUCUUGGCUUUAUCCAUGGCUAGUACAACAAGGCUAUCAAAACUCUGCUGUGGGGACCUGCUUUCAUCCAACCAACCUUCGGGGAAUGUCCCUGGUGCAGGUGGACUCAGCACAGUUCAAGUGCAACAAUUCUGAAUUUCCAAAGCCAGUAAUUAUAGAAAGUCCAAAGUCCACCAAUGGUUUCAAAGGGGAAAAUUUGACCUUAACUUGUAUGACUGCAAUAACAGGGGGUGUACAGCCUACAAUACAAUGGAAGAGAAACAAUAUGGUCUUGGAGGAUAUCCACUCUGUGGUGACAGCCAGUAGUGAUGGGGAGGUCAAACACUUCACAUCCCAUCUGAUACUGCCUGACGUGCAGGACAGUACUGCAGGGAAAUACCAUUGUGUGGUGUCCAAUGAGUUUGGUUAUGCCAUAUCUCAGAAGGCUCAGAUCAAUGUAUAUGUCUAUCCAGUGUUCUUACAAAAACCAAAAGAUGUCACUGUGAAGGCUGGUAAACCUGCAGAGCUAAAGUGUGCUGCCACUGGGCAGCCACCUCCAGAAAUCUCCUGGCAGAAAGAUGGUGGAGACAACUUCCCAGCGGCUCGAGAUCGUCGGAUGCAUGUCUACCCUAACGAUGACAAGUUCUUCAUCAUGGACACUAGAAUAGCUGAUGAAGGGGUGUACAGCUGCAUGGCCAAAAAUGAAGCUGGUGUGAUCAUUUCUAAUGCAACAGUCACUGUUUUAGAAACACCUGGCUUUGUUCAACCAAUGAUUGGGAAAAAGACAUCAAAGCUAGGAGAGACAUCAGUUUUGCAGUGCAUGGCAUCAGGAAGUCCACAGCCUAAACUAACCUGGUUGAAAGAUGAUAGAGAUCUUGUAUUGACGCCUCGUCAUUUUUUCACUGUUGACAAUCAAAUCUUAGUUAUUGUGGACACUCAGUGGUCAGAUGGAGGUGUCUAUGCCUGCAGAAUGUCCAACUCUCUUGGUACAGCCAAAGGAACAACUGAGCUACAGGUACUGAGUGCCAAUGGAGAGCCUUCAGAGAGUGGAAGCUUUGGUUUGGAUGAUGAGUCCACAACAACUGGUAUCAUCAUUAUAGCUGUGGUGUGCUGUGUGGUGGGAACAUCCCUUGUUUGGGUCAUCAUAAUCUACCAGACAAGGAAGCGACACGAGGUGUAUAGUGCCACUCCCACAGAUGAAACAACUCUUCCAGGCGAAGUACCAAGCUCUGGUUAUAUGUCCUCUGACAGAGAAGGAAGCUAUUCCCAGGGACCAAUUACUACCAACUACCACUAUCAAGACUAUCAGAUGAAAGAAUCUGGAUAUGAAUCCUCCUCUGGUCAGUUUCGAGCCAAUGGUUAUAAUAGGUCAACAAUGCUGCCUAGUGAUGUUGAUGAAGAUGACCCGCAGCCCACAGUUAUGACUGCUGGAGACCGUCUUCUGAGGCAAUUGAAAGCUGCACCGUCAUCCACCAGUCUUCAGUACCCUGGCAGUGAUGGGGAUACUAUUGGCAGUAGACACAGCACAAGCAGUGGUCAUCACAGUGACCCACCCAGCAGUCACUCUGGACACUCAUCUCAUCAUCCUCUGGUCUACCAACAGCUGAAUGUGGUGACCGCUGAGGACUAUGGGAGAAAGUCUUCCUCACAGUCACCCUUGGCGGAUGAGUCUCACUUAAGCCAACAAUUAGGAAAAUCUAUGUUUCAGACUUUUCACCCCACAAAACCUACCAACCAUGACAGGAGCGUCUGUGGUGGUAGGCGGGGGGAGAAUGCAGCUCAGCAGCAUGAGCCUUGUGAUAAUCUUGAUGUGGAGACUGGGUCGUACCCGAGCAGAGCUACUCUGCCUGGCGCUUGUGCUGUCUGUCAGUCUUCUACUAAUGAUUUAAAGUCCAUCCAUGGCUGUUUAAAUCCAGCAGGAAACUGUCCCCCUUGUUACUUAAAUGUGACAGAAGAGGGCAGUAAAUAUGACACUUGUGGUGGCAGGUGUGUACAGGGCGAUACCAAAUCCUCGUCAGACCCUCUUCAUCCCCCUGCCUUGUUUUCAGUGCCAACGCCCACACCUGGUGACACUAGAAGCAGACCAAAAUGUUUUUGUUAUGUACAUAAAAAUCCCAAGCUUGCGUGUUGUCAUGGCAAUGCAGAGACUUCAGGCUGUAAAAGCAACCAAGAGGAAGUGACAGUCUAUGACUGCUGCAACGCCGGGGCCACUCCCAGCCCAUGUCACUUAGGGAACCAAGCUACCAGCCCAUGUUGCUGUGAAGUAGUCAGAGACUCUCACUUCUGUCCCCACCAACAGUCCCAUCAAUGUGAGGAGAAUGGAGUUUCUUUGUGUUCAAAUGGUGACUGUCCUCCCAGCUACCAGGCCCCACACCACAGACAUGCUACCUCACUCAACAAAGGCAGGCCCAAACUGGGACAUGUACAUUGUGAUACAUACUCCUUACAUAGAGAUUGCAGUAGCUGUGGUUGUGACAGUCAGGAACUACCUCUUCAUAGGCGGAAUCAUCCUUCAUGCUCAAAUUGCAAGUCUUGUUCUAAGAAGGAGAACUCAUCUCAUCUGAAGGGAGCAACAAUGCAGAUUCAGCAUACAUAGUGUUUCCCCUGUAAGAGGUGUCAUGUCUUAGCCAACCCAUCCAUUCCAGUAACAAACUUCUUUUAGCAUCAUCUAGAGACAAACAACUCAAGAUGAUGCCUUGAUUUGUUUUAGUACUGUUAUUUUAUUCUGCCUUGUUAGUUCCAUGGACAUCAGCCCAGAGACCACCAUGAGGACUAACUCAUCAUUUGUUCAAGAGCAGAGCCAUCUGUGCCCUUAAUGCCUUCAUUCUUUUGAUUUGGUCUUUCAUUUUCUUCACUUUUUUUUUUUUUGAACUAAAAGAGUCAAGUCUUCAUGUGAGACCACAAAUCCUAGGAGUGCAGAAUGAUUUGUUUCACCUUAACCACCAGAUGAUUGACUAGAAUUAGAACUAGACAGAAUGUGCUUUAGCAAUCAAAUGGGAAAUCUUCUCUUUGUCUUUAAAGAAAUGGAACCAGCUGAGGAUAAAGAAGUUUACACUAUCUUAGUGAAUGUCAUAGUUAUGCUCCACUAAAUGAACACACAUUCUGUUGAGUUCUAAUUCUGUCAAGACUGAAGAAAAUUGACUUGUAGAUUGUUACAAAAACACCAAUUAUGUGUUGUGACUUAUGAAGCAAAUUGUCUUCCAAUUCAAAUAGUACUUAAUACAUCUUUUUGUGAAAUGGCAUAAAAAAUGAUUUUUAUUUGAUUUACACAACUUUUUGAUUUUGUUAUUUUAAUUUUGAACUUUUUUUUUUUAGAGGACCUAGGUAUUGUAUACCUGAUUGGCCAACCCUGUGUUGUUUCGUCAGUCUAGGUACAUCUAGGUAAACUUGAUGAACUGUGUUGUGACUUGAACAGUUAUGUUCUUUGUGAAAAGAUGGAUGUAUAUAUUUAUAUAAUAGUUGCAUUAAUAUAAAUAGUAAUGUUAUUGGAGCCUCGUUUUAGAACUGGCAUAAAACAAUCAAUUGAUAAUGUCUUAUUACGGGUUGUUUUGAUGGAAGACUUGUACAUAGUUCAUGUGUAUAGAAGGUAAUAGCAUGUAGUUGUAGACAUCGUGAUACAACAAUGCUGCCGGUGUGGGUGUGUGUGUGCAAGUGUAGUCUGUUAUUGAAAUGUAUCUACAUCCUCAUUAUCAACAAGAUUCCAUCUUCAUCAAGUUCUAGACCAUUAGAGUAAUUAGUAUCAUGUCUUCAACUCAAGUCUGUAUUAAAGAUCCUUUGAAAUCCUCUCCAGUCAUGUCUUCCUUCUUCCAGUGAAAUCCAUUAGUUAUGCUGACUCACUUUCCAGCUGGUAUUUCGCUUAUCCCCAAACUUCUCAUCUAAUUGUAUAUGUAUGUGAGGUAGUGAACUCCUAGGUAGGGUGACUGGUGUACCUACAGCACAAGUACAUCCAGACAUUCUUUUCCAGCAUUCAGUCACCACAUUAGAUCUAAACUAGUUCAAGUGCAUGAAUUAAUAUUCACUUGGUAACAGCAUCUCUCUCAAGCGCUAAACAGUAUGACUGAUAAAUGGAAAUAUGCUCUGGUUCAUAGAGUUAUGUCACACCAGAAUGCAAACUGAGUCUUACUCCUUGUAGCAUUGGAACACAGUCCCCCAGACUAAGCUCUCAGUAAUCUGUGUGUUGUGUUGCUAUUAAGCUGAGAGUUGUGUAUAUAGUUCUACGAAAAAUGUGAACAAACUUUCUAUGGUAGACCAAGUUGGUUUUUUGUUUUUAUUUUAGACUUAUUUAUUCUGUACUUUUGUACUAGUGUUGCCAACCUGCCCACACCAACUAUUUAGACAAAUGAGACACUUUGUUUUGUUUCUAUGACUUGUGUUGAUGUGACUAUUUAUCAAUGUAUGACUUGACCUGUGUGCAUGGAGUGUACAUGUGUGUGCAAUGAAUCCAGGUGUCUGCUAGACAGUGAGGUCAUAUUGAACAUUAUUGAACAAUUGUUUGAAUAAAAAAAUUUAGAAAUGAAAA